AGCAGUGUCUACCUAGACUACAAUGCUACCACACCACUGGAACCUGAGGUUCUAACAGCCAUCCAGACAGCCCUGCAAACAGCAUGGGGGAACCCAAGCAGCUCGUAUGAAGCAGGGAAGAAGGCAAAGGCUGCCAUUGAUACUGCCAGGACCAACAUUGCCAAGAUGGUUGGUGGGAAAAGGGAAGAUGUCAUUUUCACAUCAGGUGGAACAGAGGCCAACAACAUGGUGAUCCUCACUGCCAUGAAGCACUUCUGGAAUACUUUCCCCGAGGCCCAGGCAGGAGGAGACAAGGAGAAUGGUCCAACACUGCACAGGAGUGUCAAACCACACAUCGUCACUUCUAACAUAGAACAUGACUCUGUCAGGCUUCCACUGGAGGCUUUUCAAAAGGAAAGAAAAAUUGAUGUGACCUUUGUGCCAGCCUCCAAGCUGACAGGUCGUGUUGAGGUCCAGGACGUUUUGGCUGCAGUUCGUCCCACAACCUGCCUGGUCACAAUCAUGAUGGCCAACAAUGAGACAGGGAUCAUCAUGCCCAUAGCAGACAUCAUGAGAGCUGUGAGGUCUGUGAAUAGUGAGAAGAGAAGUACCCCUCAGCCCAGGAUCCUGCUCCACACAGAUGCUGCCCAGACCAUCGGCAAAGUUCCUGUUGAUGUGGAGGAGUUAGGAGUGGAUUAUCUUACUGUGGUGGGCCAUAAGUUCUAUGGCCCCAGGAUCGGUGCCCUGUAUAUUCGUGGUCUGAGACAUGACACCCCACUGUACCCUAUGUUGUAUGGAGGGGGUCAGGAGGACAACUACAGACCAGGCACUGAAAACACUGGUAUGAUAGCAGGGCUUGGGAUGGCUGCUUCCCUUGUAAACAACAACUUGGAGAAGUAUGAGUCUCAUAUGAGGGAGGUCAGAGACUACCUGGAACAGCAGCUUCAGGACAGGUUUGGCAGCUCUGUACACUUUAACGGGAGGCUGGCGGGGAGUGAGCGGAUCCCCAACACCUGUAAUGUGUCCAUCCUGGGGCAGGGGCUGCAGGGUCAGAGAGUGUUAUCCAGGUGUCCACACCUACAGGCCAGUGUGGGGUCUGCCUGCCACUCACACAAGGUCAACAGACCUUCCCACAUCCUGCUGGCUAUCGGGAUCCCCUGUGAGGUUGCGGGGAACGCCCUGCGGCUGAGUGUGGGCAGGCAUACCACUAAACAGGACAUUGACCUGGUGCUACAGGACCUACAGGAGGCUGUCUCAGCCAUCACAGCAGAGCAACAUUAAAUCUAUGCUGAUAGGCUCACUAAUGUUUGUACAGACUCACAGAGCUACACAUGUAGAGACUCAAGCUACAAAUAUAUGUGUUGUUGUCAAGGAUGGGUAAUAUAAGGGCUCGUAGAGUUGGCUGGCUUGUAAGAUAUUUUGCAUGAUAAUAAUUUUGAACUCCCCCCC
Messenger RNA from Branchiostoma floridae (Florida lancelet), 1428 nucleotides. RefSeq names its product selenocysteine lyase-like. The record is from RefSeq and is a predicted model, not a curated record. Lineage: Eukaryota; Metazoa; Chordata; Leptocardii; Amphioxiformes; Branchiostomatidae. The coding region runs from base 166 to 1260 and encodes 364 amino acids. The transcript is spliced from 11 exons.